This is a messenger RNA of Pyrgilauda ruficollis (rufous-necked snowfinch), 3387 nucleotides long. It is a transcript of the gene ERMARD, whose product is annotated as ER membrane associated RNA degradation. Lineage: Eukaryota; Metazoa; Chordata; Aves; Passeriformes; Passeridae. The record is from RefSeq and is a predicted model, not a curated record. The coding region runs from base 1037 to 3037 and encodes 666 amino acids. The transcript is spliced from 18 exons.
UCUUAGUAUUGCUGAGACUAUGCUGUGUGAACUGAGACAAAUGAAGCAGCAGCCCCAGUCAAAACAACAUUGCCUCAGAGUAUUUUGUGACACAGACGUCCCAUCAGUACUUCACUUCUACUUCCCACAAGAAUAUUCAUGCGCUCCAAAUUUCUUAACUGCUAGACAAACACCUGAACAGGGCCAAAGCAACCCUCUGGUAUAUCAAAACUUCCAAGACUUCAAAUGUCAUUAAAAGACAGACCUCAACCUGACAGUUUGGUGGAAGUGACGGAUAUCAGUUUCUCAUUUCACUUUGUAAUUUUUCAUUGAUUAUACCCGGUACUAUUACAAAGUAUGAGUAUCCACAACAUAGAGAUCAGUGCUCUCUAUUUCCAUACUUGCUUCCUUAUUUGCUUAAAAUUUCACGAAAUUCAAUGACACAAGUUCAGUUUGUUGCAGAUGACUUAGUAUAUAAAGCGAAAACAUCUGCAAUCUAAAGGCACAAUGCCGUUCAACCACCUUUACUGUUCAAAAACAGAAAAAAGGGGAUAGCUCUGUGGCUCUCUUUAGAUGAAAAGUCAAGCACUGUCCAAAAAAGCCCCUUUCUCCCUGAAAACGCACGUUUCUGUAAAAAGCUUGUCAGUCCUUACGAAACAUGGUGACGUUACAAACUUCUGGUAAGUCUGUCACUCUUAAGAUCGACGUAACAUUGCUUUAUUAAGCGAUCGAGAAGCCUGAACUGCCUGAGACUAUUUCAAAGGGCGACUGCCGAUCUGCGCUGGGAGUCUUUGGCGCCACAAGUGCCCGCGAUGCCUGGGAUGCGCGGGAGCAGCCGGAAGGGCCAACGCGGAACUGCCCGCCGCCAGACCUAAACUUUCCCGGCUGCGGCGCUGCCGCGGUGAGGACUCAACUGCCGCGCCGCCCCCGGGAAGACGCAGAGGGACUUUUGGGAAGGAGGACGGCCCCGGGCACCCAGCCCCAGACCCGCGCUCAAAGUUCGCCCCAGGGCGCGGGAGGCCGCCCACCGCCGCCCGGCUCCCCCAGCGGGCAUGAGAUGGCGUUGCCAGAUUCGGUCACUACUUGCCUUUCUCAACCUGUGCGUUAUGCGAUUUGCAAACUUGGAUUUGAGAAGGAAGACACCUAUGAUAUUAAUAAUAUUUUAUCUGGAAAUGGGGAAGUAUGUUGGCAAGCUGUUACAGAGCAUGUGUGUUAUCUUGAAUCAGAUCAAAGCGUGGAUUAUAUCAAAAGCAUACGAUCAUUAGGACCUGUCUGUGAAUCUGUUAAUUCGUACUUCAAAUCUCUGACCAAGGAGCAGUUUGUAAUUCAGUAUGUGUCGUGUUUCCACUGGACAAACUGCACAGAGGUAUUUCUGGACGUGUUUGAUGUUUUACAAUCUACACAAGCUACAGAAGUUGCUCUUGGCUUAAUGAAACUAACAUCAUGCUUGGAGCGAGCCUUGGGUGACGUGUAUUUACUUAAGGGUAACGAUUGUCCUUUCCUUCUAAGAGACUUGCUUGCAUCUGAGCAGCUUGCAGAUGUCUUUGGACAAGCUGUAAUGAAUGUACUGAGGGUAUUCAUUGGAUCUCCACAUGGUCUGAACCUUCGUAAUGUUUUGUGGCAUGGGUUUGUGUCACCACAAGAAAUUCCUGCCAAAUACUGUGCUAUGCUGCUCUUUUUAACUGCAGGAUUGGGUCAAUUGUUACAGGCCUAUCUUCUGCAAACCAAAAGUGUUUUAGUACAUCGAUCUUAUGUGAUCUUCAUUAGCUUAGAGGAGCUUGAUGCAUUUCCAGAUCUUAAUAAUGAAAUCCUUUCCAUAGCUGAAGAACUAGUAAAACUGUCCCGUUUUGUAUUAAAAAUUAUGUUACCAUUUUGGGUUGCUGCUUUAACAGCUUUCAAGCAAAGCAGGUAUGCUGACAGUGUGAUUCUCUUACUUCCUCAGCUGGAAGCUGGACUUAGAUUGCUCUUCACUACAACUAAUAAAUGUCCAAAUAGAUUGCUCACAGCAGAGUCUUCUGCUCUCUACACCACUUUCGAUGAGAUGCUAGCAAAGCAUUUGGAUAAUGAAGAAGUCAACCAGCUACCUGUAGUUCUUGAGGAGCCUGCCAUGGACUUCCUUUGGGAUUUCUUGAACCACCAGGAGGGCCCACGUAUAAGAGAUCGUUUAAGCCAUGGAGAGAUCAAUCUAGAAACAUUUCCCAGAGAAAUAGCUAACCAAAUAGUUGGAUUUGCUAUUACUAUUCUCUGCAGAUUCUCAGAUAAGAAUAUGUUUUCUCUUAAGGAACACAUGGUCAUAAAACCACUGAUGAGCUGUGCAAGUUGCUACCAGUCUCGAUUUCAUCCAAUUUCCCGACUCAAGAAACAGGUGCUGGAAUGUAUGAAGAGCAUCUGUUUAUGGCCUGAAUUGGAAACAGUGCCUGAGGAACAAGUACAAAAGAUUAAAGGGUUAGAAGGAAACGCUGAAGCUAAUACUUUAAUUUUGUUGAUAUCUGAAAUUAUAUCUCAGUUGCAGCAUUAUAUGCCCCAGAAUUGCUGUAGUUCAGAUGAUCCUAUCAAUGGUGUCCUAACAGAGAGGCUGCUGGUGGAACUUUGUGAUACACGCAUUUGCACGCUGUAUUCCCCACGACCUGUCCUGGAAGUAGUGGUGGUACUCCGCAAAAUAAGCACGCAGUGCCAUCAAGUGUCCCAACAGGUUAUUGCCGGCGCUGGGCUGAGAUACACGCAGUGGCUUAACAAGACUCUGCGUUCUCGCCAGAGGCACAACUAUCGGCGAAUGCUGAACAGCAUUAAAUUUUUGUCUCCAGUGUUGCGACUCAUCUUACUAUUGAUUACGCUGGAGCUAGUCAGCGUUCAUUCAGUUUGUAAGAAGAAUCCUUUUGAUUAUCAGCAGUAUCUAAAGUUUUUGAAGUCAGUAUUGCAGUACACUGAGAACUUGGUGACAUACACAAGCCCUGACAAAAACAAGUGGGAUGAAACCGUGGAACUUACAAAGAAGACUUUGAUAAAAAUAAGGAAAAUCAGUGACAGAAAGCUAAUGUUAAUGCAUCUAGCUACAUGAAUGAAAUGGGCUUACAGUUGUCUGGACAUUGUUAUAUCUAAACAGUUACAGAGACCUCAUAUUUAAUAAUCUAAUUCAAAGACAAAUUUCAUAAGUUAUUUUCAAAUUUUGGAUGCAAAAUUUACACUUUUUAUCAGAAGGUAGCUGCUGAUACUGGAGAUUAAUGAUCAAGGCUCCAGAAAAUGGGUUGUUUGUCAAAUCCACUGAAAAAGAUUUACUGUGAACUAAAUCAGGACAAUACAAGUUCUACUGUAAAUAUAUCUUGUGUUUUGUACAUUGAUUUUUUAAAUUAUUUUUUGUAUUUUUUUUCUUACUGUACUGAAAAAUACCUAAGAAAAAAGUGUGAAUAA